Molecule: messenger RNA, 906 nt
Organism: Neoarthrinium moseri
Lineage: Eukaryota; Fungi; Ascomycota; Sordariomycetes; Amphisphaeriales; Apiosporaceae
Exons: 4
Coding region: 1-906 (301 amino acids)
Biological process (GO): removal of superoxide radicals
Cellular component (GO): cytoplasm
Molecular function (GO): copper ion binding; superoxide dismutase copper chaperone activity
Source: RefSeq, a predicted model, not a curated record
AUGCUAAGGUAUUUCCACAAUAUCUCCUUCCGCUCCGUUGCUGCUACUGCCGGCUCAGCAUCUUUGGCACUGUUUACUGCGUCAUACUUCCACGCCCUGCACCAAGACUAUCGCCGGCGACAUUCACUAGCACCACCCGCUACCGUCAAGAUGACGGUCAACCAGAAGAUCAAGACCCCUUUUCAGUCCGUCUCGGACUCUCUGUACAGCCUCGAGGGAAUCACCAAGGUUGAUGCCAACCUAAAGGACCAGCUAGUUGCCGUAGAAGGCACCGCUGCACCUUCGGCCAUCGUGGAAGCCAUAGAAGCAACUGGCAGAGACGCCAUCUUACGCGGAUCAGGAUCAUCAGACAGUGCUGCGGUCUGUAUCCUAGAGACAUACCAUGAAAAAGCUGGUGAUUCAGCACCGCCCGUUCAAAUGCCGGAGUCAGAGGGAGGAUUCUGGAAGCAAAGGGAAGUAAGGGGUCUGGUACGCCUGGUCCAGGUCUCGCAGGCCACGACGCUUGUCGACAUUACCAUGCGUGGCAUUGCACCCGGCAGAUAUCGCGCUUCGAUUCGGGAGUACGGAAAUUUGAAGGACGGUGCAUCCUCUACAGGGCCCGUGUGGGCAGGCGGCAGCGGAACCACUGAACCUCGCGGCUUACUUGGAUUGGUCGAGGUGGGAAAGGAUGGGCGCGGGUCAGUGUUUCUAGACCAUGCAUUCCAAGUCUGGGAAAUCAUAGGUCACGCCAUGGUAGUUCAUCGAGAGAGCGAUGGGGACGGCCCGUUGAAGAACGACGAGAACACCGUUGUGGGCGUCAUUGCGAGGAGCGCGGGUAUGUGGGAUAACGACAAAACGGUGUGUUCGUGCACUGGAAAGACGCUUUGGGAAGAGCGGAAGGACGAGGUCCAGAAGGGCAUGAUAUGA